Messenger RNA from Engraulis encrasicolus (European anchovy), 7552 nucleotides. RefSeq lists its product as uncharacterized. The transcript is spliced from 8 exons. The record is from RefSeq and is a predicted model, not a curated record. NCBI's taxonomy places the organism in Eukaryota, Metazoa, Chordata, Actinopteri, Clupeiformes, Engraulidae. Bases 1264 to 2229 code for a protein of 321 amino acids.
UAACAGAACAGAACACUAGUAGGCUAGUGAUUUAAACCCAUUGACCUCAGUCCUACAAACAGAACGCUCAAGGGGCGGGCUUUGAAAUCCAAAACAAUUUACAAUCUCACCUCUGCAAUCCUAUAGAUUAGAGGUAUAAACGCGAUCUCCAAAAGCAAUUCAUUUGAUGACGACAGGUAAACGAUUUAGGAUGAACAUUCAAGUGGAUAAAUGGACAGAAUUUUAAUUAGUUAUUUUUCUGUCUUCAGCAGAGCCUACUAUUUUUUCCCUCAGUCGUACCCGCCCCCUUUCCAUGUUGCGCACUUUCCCCAGUCGUACCCAUAUUCGCACCCUUUGCUACGACUUCGAUGCAAAGGAUUUUUAGUUUGCUUAUGAAGACACCUGCAGUAUUCCUUUGCACUCAUCGGAACCUAGACUUAAGUCUUGCUGCGCAUGUUUGCCUCGUGUCUGGUGGUUUGCCCGUUCUUUCAAUGGUCGUGGCAAGGGCUACUGACACUUGGCACUUGGUCGUUUCACCUCACCUUGUUAGUGUGGUCCUGGAGCCAGUAGUUGAUGAGAGCGGGCCACAGCCAGUGGCAGUGCAGAGUGGCCAGAUGAGAUGAGCAGCCCUGUGCAGCUAGACACGUCCUCACUCCUCACCUGAGUACUGCGCCAGGGGAGCAGAGGAAGAGAGAGGCUGGCUGCCCUAUGGGGACCACAGCUGAUGACCAUCACUACUGCUCCUCAAGGCCAUGCCUCAUGUGUGCUCCUGACCCAGUACUCAGUGUGCCUUGGAGGACAAGUUCCUGUUCUGCUGCUGCAGCCCCAGUUAAUUCGCCCCAGGCUCCCAGCUAUAGGCUAAAACUACAGCAACAGUACAGCACUCGGACACUUCAUGACUGCAGCUGUUUCUGCCUUGACCCACAAACUGGCCCUGCACACGUCCCCUGCUGUACCUGCGCCCUGUGCCAUCUCAUUGACCAAAGCAGGAUGACUGGCUUUGUCAAGAGCCCCUCCAUUCAACCAAGGCCAAGGCAGAUGGACUGCUGGGAUGCCUUGAACCUAUGGUCCCCAUAAUCCGGUACUGCCAUGUGCUGUGACAUGAGAGGCAUAUGACAGUGGACGUGGUCUGGGCCCCUGCGCUAGAGGCCCGGUGGCACCCCAGCCUGUCUGGAACGGAGGCCCUCAUGCAGGUGCUGUGGUGAGUCUGAUUGACAGGGCUGGAGACAACAGGCUAUCAAUACACAGGGCUUUGCCACAACAACCAAAUUAGCUGUGCAGAAAAUGGAGCAAAGUGUUGGAAGUUACCAGAAAUCCUCCCCGAGCCUCAUGAGCUGCCCUUGGUGGGUGCCUCUCUCCUCUCCUCUCCUCUCCUCUCCUUUCCUCUCUCCUCUCUACUUUCCUCUCUCCUCCUCUCAUCUCUCCUUUAUUAUCCUCUUCUCUCUCCUCUCUCCUCUCUCCUCAGCUCUCCUUUCCUCUCGUCUCCUUCCUAUCUAUCUCCUCUCAUCUCCUUCCACUCUCCUCUAUUCUCCUCUCGUCCUUCCUUCUUCCCCUCUCUUCUCCUCUCUUCUCCUCUCCUCUCCUCUGCUCUCCUCUCCUCCUCUUUUCCUCCUCUCCUCUCCUCCUCUCCGCAGAGCAGAAGCCUGUAAGGGAGUAUGCGAAGGCCCCAGCGCAGCGUGCGAGGCUCCUGCAGCGGGCGGGAGAGGGCACUCCAGCUGUGAGUAUGAGCCUGUUCUCUUUAAACCCAUUCACCUCGCCUUCUCUUUUUUUUCUUCCCUCUCGCUCUCGCGCUCCCCCCUCCCUCCCUCGCUCUCGCUCUCUCUCUCUCUCUCUCUCUCGGUCUCGCGCUCGAGCUUGCUCACUCGGCUCUGGCCUCCUCCUCCUCCCGUAACUGUCUCGUUUUUAAAAUCGGCUACUGGCUUUGUAUUCUGCUCUCUCCUCUCUCUCUUUCUCUGUCUUUUUUCUCUCUCUCGCUCUCCCUAUUUCUCUCUCUCUCUCUCGCUCUCUCUCUCUCUCGCUCUGUUUUUUUCCCCCUGCAUAUCUCUGGCACUGUAUUUUCUCGUCGUUUUGUGUUUCUGUUUAGCCUGUCGUCAUUUCAUCAUGCUCGCUCUCUUGUCUGUCACAUGUCAGAGUUUUUUUUUUUUUGCUUUGGUAAUUUUCCAAUCCUUUGCCAUCCUUUGUCAUUUUACAGUAAAGGUGAGAGAUUGUAAUAUAUUUAACUUCACGAGCCUUUGUUUAGAAUUGAAAUAGGUACAUUUCUUCUAAGCCACGCUUGGUUACAGGGGGACGCUGAUGUAGGUUUGUACGCGGUGUGGAAUUGAGCGGGACAUUGUGUGUGUGUGCGUGUGUGUGUGUGUGUGUGUGUGUGUGUGUGUGUGUGUGUGUGUGUGUGUGUGUGUGUGUGUGUGGUGUGUGUGUGUGUGUGUGUGUGUGUGUGUGUGUGUGUGUGCGUGUGUGUGUGUGUGAGCUUGUGUGCGUGAGCGGAGGCCGGCAAAGGGGCCCUAGCGGUAUUGGUGUGUGUGUGUGUGUGUGUGUGUGUGUGUGUGUGUGUGUGUGUGUGUGUGUGUGUGUGUGUGUGUGGAGGGGGGGGGGUGCUGAGUCAUGCCUAGCAGUCGUAGCUCCUCAGAGUAAGGCGGACACUCCCCCGCGUCACACACACACACUCUCGCGCACUCACACACACACACACACACACACACACACACACACUCUCCUCCCCUCCCUCCAUCCUGGUGGCGAACCCUGUUGAACCCGUGGCGGGCUUUGAGGGAGGGGUGCUGGACAGGCAGGGAACAGGGGAGGGUGCAGAGGCGAGGAAAGGAGAAGAGAGUAGGAGGAGGAGGAGGAGAGGGAGAGGGGGGAGGGAGGAGGAGGGAGGGUGGUCCACUCUCCACUCUACUCUGACAGUCUAUCAAAUCUCUGUCUGGAACAAAGAAAUCCCAACUACACCUCUCUCAGAGCAACAGCUCCCAUUCAUUAGCAUUUAGGCAUGUUCUUAAAUCCAAAUUACAUUGCGGCUCUUUUUUAAAAAUCAUUAUUAUUUCUUACUUAGGUAUUAUUACUAUUUUUUUUGCCAGUAUUUUGCUAUGCCAUUUUUUCUUUUUUUUACAUUUUGUUUAGAACGUCAGAGUUGAAAGAAGGGGGCAGAGGGAGGGAGGGGGGAAAAAAGCGUAACUGAGACUUGAAGUUGCACAACAAGAGAUUGCGACUCGUUCUGGAACAAUGUUCCCCUUUUUUUCUUGUAACUUGAACCUUCUGCCGUUCCAUGCGCGAACGAAGCGAAGCGGAGGCAUUCCGAGCGAGCGCCUAGCGCACCACGAGGGGGAAGCUAUCAAGAGAGGACCCCGCUGCUGUUGCUGCCAGGCAGGGUUGGGAGACUUCGAGAUGGAGGGACCCUCCAAUCCUUUACGGUCAACUUUAGUCUUUUUAACGCGGCUCUUUUCACGCCAAGUCAACUCGAGCGAGGCGGCUUUACUGUGUCAGCUUCUUCGUAUGCCACAGGUCAUGCAAGGAAAUUGAAAUUGACAUUUUCAUCAUCUUCUGGACAUGUUCUCUUCAUCUUGAGGAGCAUCUUGAUCUUCUUUCCUCUUCUCCUUUUUUUGGAGCGGCGUACCUUUGAACAUCUUGGGAGUCUGUGGUGUUGGUUGCUGUUUGGUGUGUUGGGUUGGUUUUGAUAUUGUCACCAGCGUGUUCCGGCUAUAUAUGUAGGUUUGUGUCCCCCUCUGCUGUAGGCUUGGUGGUUAUCACCUCAGUCUUUUAGCUUGUUUCUUAUCUCCAUCAUCAACUUUAUGGCUCAGAGUUGCAUAAAAUGGCAACCAUCUAGAGACAGACCUGAAUGAGUUAGGGGGUACAAGAAGAGUCAUCUUUGCCUUUAAACCAUCACUUUUAGUCUUAAAUGUAACUGAACAGUUCUACAAAGUUGCUCCAGGAAUAAUGUGGUUGGCCAGUUAUUUUAUACUUUUUUUGUUGCGAGAGUUCGGUCUCGUAAGCUUGUCUAGUUUGUGUGUGUGUGUGUGUGUGUGUGUGUGUGUGUGUGUGAGUGCGUGUACUCAAUGAACUCGGUUGGGCUGGUACUGUGAGGUGCUCUCAUACAGUACGAGGUUUUCUUUUGAUCCUUUGGCUGUGGAUUUGGGUGUGACUCGGUGACCGGCACGGGCGAAAAUCAUCGUCAAAGAAAAAUGAUGUAAUUGAUUCGGGCCUUGUGUGCCUUGCCUGUGGAUGGCGGAUAUUAGUCACAGCUAGACACUGUACUCUCCCAAACUUUAGGCCUUUGGUAGAUGCUUAAAUAAAGGAAUUCCGUUUUUUUGUGUGAAUGUAACCUUCACAUUGAACUAAAUAGGAUAUAGUCUUAAUGGCUUGCUAUUUUACAAUGGAAUUUGACUAACUAUUGUAGAUCUUCUUUUCAAACAAGUGUUUGCUUCUUUUAUCAGAUGCACAUACAGUAUCUGCUACAGCUAGGUGUGAUAUAGUUUCGACAUAAGAUAGCAGCACCUUAAUCAUAAAAACAGUAUGUGAAGAUAUUCUAUUCAUUUAUCUAUUUAAUAUAUAUUAUGCUAGUCUCUCUUAUUUCUUCAGAGUGUUGUGUGAUGUUCCCUUUGUCAUUGGUAUCAUUUUAGAUCUCCUCAGAAUAUCUUAGAUCUCCUUCCAGAUCGGACCCAUAUGGAGGCACCAUGAUUAAUUCUCCCCCAUCUCCAUUGUCUGGACUUUUUGUUCCGUUUCCAGAGGGGUGCAUUUGAGUCAGACCCAGGACCCAGUCAACCAGAUGCUCUAAUGUAUGGGAUGUUGACUGAGUUUACAUCCUGUGUGUGUGUGUGUGUGUGCAUUUGUAUUUAUGUGCCUGCACAGGUGUAUGGGGGGUGGCAGGCUGACACAUUUGUGGUGAGGCCACUUUGUGUUGUCUUUUGUACUUCGCAGUUCCUCUUUGACAAAACUUCCUGGCAGAGGUGUACAGUUCUUCUCUUUGGUUUGUUUCGACAUGAGCUAGCAAAACUCAUCCGCGAAUUCCUUUGUGCUUGCCUGUUUCAUUAACGCUUUUUUGAAUGGGAUGGUGAGCGCUCCUGCAUCUCUUGGUUGAACUUUCGUCUCUAGUCUACUCCACUGUACUCCACUCUGCACAACUGUACUCUACUCUACUCUACUCUACUCUACUCUACUCUAUUCUACUCUACUCUACUCUACUCUAUUCUACUCUACUCUACUCUACUCUACUCUGCACUACUCUACGCUACUCUACUCUACUCCCUACUCGAGUGCUGGUAUGACUGAUUCAGGGCUUUUAUUUUGUCAUCCAGGCGUAACUCCUGGAAAGCGUGCAGUGUAGUAAAGUGCACGCAGAGUGCAUCCUCCCCAUGUCCACACAGUGCUUUUAAAGCCUCCUCACGUCAUCUUUUACCUUUCUCUGUUUUUCUCCUCUUCGUCGCCGGUAAUGUGGACAACACCAGGCAGCUUAUAGCAAAAAUCUGCUCUCAACAUCUUCUUUUUUGGUUUGUUUGUAUGUUAUCCUUAAUUUUUCUGUAAUUGCUUGUGAAACCCUCUUUUUUUUGUCCGGGUGCCUCCCUGUAGCUGUAAUGCUACCCCGGUAUGCUAGUCUGGGAGCAACAGGCAUAUAAAAAAUGGAACAGUGUGGAGUCUCUUUGCCGUUACCUUAACUGAACCCACGUCUGAACUCGAUGCACUGCGCUCUCUCUCUCUCCCCUCCUCUCGCUCACUCGCUCGCUCUCGCUCCCUCUCCCUGCUCGGCUGAGUGGAUGAGAGAGAGAGGCAGUGGCGCAGGCUCACACACACUCGCUCACACACCACUCGCACACAUUCACAUUCACAUUCACACACACACACACAGUUCUCCUCACAUUGAGGCUGUUCGUGUUGGGAAAGGCUUGCCGAGCUUAUAAGCAGUGCUCGACUAAAAAGAACCCCUCUCCUCUCCGCUUGCUCUGCUGCGCUCUCCUCUCCUCUUUUCUCUCCUCUCCUCCUUUCUCUACAGCCACUCCUUUCUAUGCCGGGGUAAGUCAGUGUGAGCAGGUUCAUGUCUGAUGUGUUUCGUUCGAGAGAUGCGUGUGUCAGUAGUGUGUGUGUGUGUGUGUGUGUGUGUGUGUGUGUGUGUAUAUAUGUGUGUUUUUUGUAAAUUAUUCCUGUUUUCAGCCAUCCUCCCAGCCUGUCAGAUAGCUUAUCAGACUGGUGUUGGCUGUUAAAUUGCAUGGCGACAACAGUCUGUAGGCUGUCUGACAUUUUGGGCUCCCUCAUCAGCAAAGGCAGUAUUUCUUCUUUCUUACUGUGUGGCAAUGUUUUGUUGUAGAAGAUUUUUUUUUAAAGGGCUUGUCAGUUGUGCUCUCAUUUUUAAAAUAUUAAUUGUGUCAUAUGCAGACCUUAUUCUACAUGUACAGUUUUCAUGUAUUGUACUUAGUCAGUCAUUGGUCUUUUGUCAUAUUUGUGGACCAGUCAGCAGUCAGACAUCUUUUUAAAUCUGUGUUGAAGAGAAGUAUAUUAGCCUCACCUGUGUGUGCCAUCUAACAGUAAAAUGUGUCUGUGCAUGAGUGUGCUUUGUGGGUGUGAGCAUGCAUGAGCUCUUUCACUCCUGCACCCCCCCUCCCCUCUCUCUCUGUCUCUCUCUCUCUCUCUCUCCCUCUCUCUCUCUCUCUCUCUCUCCCCCUCUCUCUUGCUGGCUCUAAGCGUGUGUGUGUGUGCAUGUGUGUGUGUGUGCGUGCGCAUGCGUGCCUCGGCUCUCCCCAGUAUUACUGUUUUCCCGUUAAUACAGGCUUCUGUGUGUAUUUCCGGGGUUUGGCUCAAUCCACUUGAAUUUCCUGAGAAUCCAGACAGCACAGGCACGCGCACGCGCACGUAUAACACACACACACACACAUGCACCCCACUCACACACGCACAUGCGCGCACACACUCCCUGCUCACACACAUUCACACAUGCACAUGCACGCGCCCCUUAUUGCAACACAUGCAGAUGGCUGAGAAUCAGUGAGGUGCUCGCUUCUCACUGCACGCUCCCUCUAGUCUCCCUCCCCUCUCUUGUCCUCUCUUCUCCUCUCUUCUCCCCUCUUCUCUUCUCUUCUCCCCUCUUCUCUUCUCCUCUCUCCUCUUACUUGUCUUACUCACUGGCACCUUUCCAGCCUUCCUCAACAUUUGUUUUGGUUAUUGUUGUUGUCAUUAAAGGCUGUAUUUUGAUGUCCUGAUUUAUACACGUAGGCCUAUAUUUGUAUAUUAAGUUAUUAUUAUUAUUAUUAUUAUUAUUAUUAUUAUUAUUAUUAUUAUGACAUGGUCUAGUCUGCUUGGCUUGAUCACUCGGGGAGUAUGUUUUCCUCUGUAGUUUCCAGAACGUUCUGUUCUGUACUACUUUCAUAACAGUUUUUUUUUUAUAAAUACUGUUUAUGUGCAAUGAAUGUGCUGACUUUAAACUGGUUGUUUUCCCUCUUUCCUUCUCAAUAAAGUCACAGACACUAAAAUGUUUUUUGCCGUCUUGUGUCAUUUUUUUUCUUCUUCAAAUAACUUGCUGACGAUCAACAUGAACAGACCAAAACGAGAAAGAAAAAAUAUUCAGAAGCUCUCUCUCUCUUUCUCUCUU